AUGACGUCCGCUCCUGUCUCGCCUUCCAUUCCAAGAUCCAACUCGGCCUCACCUCCGCCGGCCACCAUUCCGGAUCGCCCUGCCUCUCCUGAGAUACCGCUCACAAUGUCAGCCUCUGCCAUUCUAACGGCUCAGCCGAGAGAUGUCGCGUCCGCUCUUGCAAGCGCAGGCGAGUAUCCUUCGGAGAAGGUCGUUGUCAAGUUCAAACCUGUUGGCAACGCUCCAGCUCUCUCCCGAGGGGUUGCAAAGAUAUCCUCCACUCAAACCUUCUCGACCGUUAUCUGGUACCUUCGGAAAAGGCUCAAGCUUCAAAACACAGACAACAUCUUUUGCUACGUGAACGAUUCUUUCGCACCCUCCCUCGACGAGAUCGUUGGCAACCUGCACAAUUGUUUUAAGGACUCAAGUGGUCAGCUAGUUAUUUCAUACGCUAUGAAUCCAGCCUUUGGCUGA
Messenger RNA from Colletotrichum truncatum, 453 nucleotides. RefSeq names its product ubiquitin-like autophagy protein apg12. Gene Ontology annotation, biological process: C-terminal protein lipidation; autophagy of mitochondrion; nucleophagy. Lineage: Eukaryota; Fungi; Ascomycota; Sordariomycetes; Glomerellales; Glomerellaceae. The record is from RefSeq and is a predicted model, not a curated record. Gene Ontology annotation, cellular component: phagophore assembly site membrane; cytoplasm; Atg12-Atg5-Atg16 complex.